Messenger RNA from Bipolaris zeicola 26-R-13, 420 nucleotides. RefSeq lists its product as uncharacterized. The transcript has a single exon. The annotation marks the transcript as partial. Lineage: Eukaryota; Fungi; Ascomycota; Dothideomycetes; Pleosporales; Pleosporaceae. Gene Ontology annotation, biological process: purine nucleobase metabolic process. Gene Ontology annotation, molecular function: hydroxyisourate hydrolase activity. The record is from RefSeq and is a predicted model, not a curated record.
ACCACCACCACCCCCGCAAAACCCCCAAUUACAUGCCAUGUCCUCGACACAACCAUCGGCCGCCCCGCCGCCAACAUCCCCGUAACCCUAACUCUCCAUCCCUCCCCCUCCUCCUCCUCUUCCACCUCCAGUUCAACCUUAACCUUCACUGCAACAACAAACAGCGACGGUCGCGUAACCGCCUGGACGCCUUCAACCCCCUUCUCCUCCACCACACUGUCCGAAGCAUUCGCACAAGCGGGGGAUCAGCGGUAUGGAUUGACGUUUGACACGGAAGCGUAUUUUGGACAAAGGGGCAUAGCCACGUUUUUUCCCGAGGUCGAGGUCAAGUUUGUAGUGAGGGAAGGGGGGAAGGCGGAGCAUUAUCAUGUUCCGGUGCUGUUGGGGCCGUUUGGGUAUACGACGUAUCGGGGGAGUUAG